CUAGCAUUGGUGUGUUUAGCUAGUUGGCAACUGGGCGUUGUGCGUGGUGUUUGCGUUCAUGUAAGUGACGAAUGGAAUAACAUCCCUGCAUAAGACGGAAAGAUAUACAUUUCAAAAGCCACCAUGGCAGCAUCUGAACAACUGCGAAUCUCUCAAGUCGGGCUGGUUGCCCGUAGUCCAGAGGGACAUGCAGCCAGAGGAAUGGCCAUCAAAGGACGUGAAGACUUGUGGGUGGAAAUACAAGCUAAUACAUUUCGUAAUUGGGUAAACGAACAUCUGCGUACAGUGGGGACAGAGGUUCGUGAUUUAGUGGCAGACUUCUGUGACGGUACACGUUUAUGCGCCCUAGUCGAAGUUCUCCAGAAGAGACCUUUGAGACCUUCAUGGAUCCAAAGACCUGCAAAUCAGCAUCAGUACCUAGAGAAUGUUGCUACUGCCCUUACAGCUAUCGCAGCUGACGGUGUUAAACUUGUCAACAUCGGUAACGUUGAUAUUGUUAAUGGAAACCUAAAGUUGAUCCUCGGUUUAAUAUGGUCAUUAAUUGUUCGUUACCAAAUUGGGCGGUCAAAGUUUCCACCAAAGAAACUUAUGCUGGCAUGGCUAAAGGCUGUACUUCCAGAAUGCCGUGUAAGCAAUUUCACAACAGACUGGAACUCUGGAGUAUACCUGAGUGCUCUGUUGGACUACUGUCGUCCUGGACUCUUCCCUCAUUGGAGGAACCUCAAUCCAAAGGACAGUGUUGACAAUUGUCACAGAGCCAUGGAAAUUGCCAGAAGAGAAUUUCAGAUCCCAAUGGUCUUGGAACCAGAAUAUUUGGCUUCUCCAUUUCUGGAUGAACUGUCUGGAAUGACAUACUUGUCUUACUUUAUGAAAGAAGAUAGCCCAGGAUUCCAUGCUACUCUGCGUUGGGUCAACAAUCAAAUACCAGACACUCACGUAAAAAAUUUCACUAGAGACUGGAAUGAUGGAACUGUGUUAUGUAAAUUAGUGCGCUCCUUGGGAGGACCCAUACCAGGCUAUGACCAGCUAACCACUGACUACUCUAGUUGGGAGAAGAACCUGAACAAAGGUAUCCAUGGGGGUGAAAAGCUAGGUGUAGAGCCUAUUCUGAAGGCUAAAGACAUGGCUGACAAGAAUGUAGAGCACUUAGGAGUAAUGGCAUAUGCUGCCAACUUCCAAUGGAUCCAACCACGCCAGAAACCUGGUGAUAGGUUGACUGUGUCAUAUGAUUGUCACACUGCAAAAGUCAACAAGCCAGCUGUUUUUAAAUUGGAGUACCUGCCCAAUGAUGUGGACCCUAAAGAGGUGACAGCAGAAGUCAUAGGACCAUCUGGAAAAGUGGAAUGUCGACUCCAAUUGAGUAAUAAUGGUGGAAGAGGGUCCUUCAUACCCACUGAAAUUGGAAUGCAUAAGCUUAUAGUGUAUAAUGAAGGCGAGGUUGCAAAAGGUUGUCCAAUAAAUAUCCGAGUGACUCCAGAGUUGACAAAGAUUUCAUUUCCAGGAAUGGAUCCCUGUGCCAUUGGUUCUAUUGUAGAAGUUCUAAUCAACUCAAAUGGUGCCAGCAGCAGAGAAAUUGAUGUACUAGCAAGAUCACCAACUGGCCGCGGACUGUCUUGCCCUGUACAAGAGAAUAAUGGUGUGUAUACAGCUACAUUCCAGCCUGAUGAAGCAGGAGAGUGGUCAAUUGCAGUAACACAUGGAGGGGAGCAUAUCCAGGGAGGCCCAUUUACAUGUUUUGUAUUUGAUCCCAAUGCUAUCAAGCUGAGGGGUCUGGAGGGGGCCACUCCAGGGCAGCCUUUUAACUUCACAGUUGAUGCUUCUGGUACUGGUGGUUUGGGGGAUGUAUGCCUGGACAUUGUAUCGGGUGGACGUUCUGUUCCACACCGAAUGGAGCCUCUUGGAGGAUCCAUGUACAGAGUAUCACUUGUACCACAGCAAGCUGGGAAACACAGAGUCUAUGUUUAUUUCAAUGGCAGUGAUGUUAAAGGCUCUCCUUUUCCUCUCCGUGUUGGAAGUCAGCAUUCAAGGGACAAAUCAAAUUCUCCAACAAACAGACGAAGCAGUAGUAGUCAUAAUCAGGAAUCUUGGACUCAAGAUCGAAGUACUCAUCAAGCUAGCAGUCGGUACACAUCCAGUUUUGGGCCUCACUCAAGUCAUCAGGUGGCUUCAGAAGAUGCAUAUUGGAAGAGAAGAAUGCCAGGGGUAACACUUCAUGUAGUGUCAGAUAACAGUCGUUCUUCUAUAGACCAGCGACUUAGUCGCACACACAUUACAGAAGAACGAAUUGGCUCCCCAUCCUAUGGUCUCACUAAUGGCCGUGGACCCAGUCCAAUCAUCAGCAAUAGCUCUCCAAGUCCUGUUAACAGUCCACUGUACCGUGACAGUCCCAUUCAUGGCAGUCGUUUUAGUCCAAUUUACAAACCAAAUGCCAGCCCAACAUUUAGAACACCUUCAAGUCCAUCCCAGAGCCCAACAGGAUUCAAAACCAGUUCCAGUCCUUUGCUGAAUAAUUCAAAUGUUUAUAAAUCCUCACCAAGUCCUGCUCAUAGUCCACUGGGUUUUAAACAUUCACCUAGCCCAGUAGGCAGUCCAACAUUUCAGCAUAAUGGUGGGAAUCACUCUGAGAGCACCAGCAGACGUUUCGAAAGUCAUGGAAUGAGAAGAGGUUCAGUGGAUGGUCUGGAUGAAGGAAAAGGAGGUGCAGUGGAUACAACUUCAAAUGUUAAAGUUUCUGCAGUGCUAGGAGGAUCCAAUCUAAGAGCUGAUUCCUGGGAUGCAAUUGCCAAAACUAAGUCACUUCUCUCUUAUGGGAGCUUAGAAUCUUUGGCAAACCUUACAGCAAAAUCAGAAGCCAGGAAAAAUGAAUUCUCACAUCACAAAUCAACAGUGCAUCAAAUUAACAGCACCAGCACAACUGCUGCAUCAGUUGAUGAGGUUGAUGCAGUCCAUUCCCGGUUCAGAGGCAGUUCCCCAUCACCAGGUGGCAGUCACCAGUACAGCAACGUUAUCAAUCAACGAAAUAAUGGAGGUCUGCUCAUUAUAGGGUCAAGAAACUCACCAACAGAGAAUGGAACUGGAGCAGGAUCAGUGCCUGCAACAGUAACAGGAGAUGCACUUAAGCUAGUACCUGUUAAUCGCCAGGUCUCCAUCGACAUUGAGCUGCCAAACAGUGCUGACCUAAGUGAGGUUACAGUCACCGUGACAGCUCCAUCCCAUCGAAAUUUGCCUGUGAAACUCUACCGGAACAGAGAUCAUAUUUCAGCUAACUUCACAGCCACCGAGAUUGGUGAACAUAUAAUUGACAUUAAAGUUAGAGAUCAGAAGGUUAUCGGAGCACCUUUCAGGACUCAUGCUUACAAUGCAAGAGCAAUCCAAGUUGGACGUAUCCCCAAUGGUGUACUGGGACAGCCUGUAGAAUUUGAAAUUGAUGGUUCUGGUGCGGGCUCAGGAAAUUUAGAGAUUCUGGUCAAUGGUGGUCAUGUGACAAGUUUUGUACGUAACCUUGGCAACCAGAGGUUCCUUGCCUCCUUUGUUCCACAUGAAGUUCUCAGCCAUCUAGUGGAAAUGAAAUUCAAUGGGGAAACCGUGCCUGGUAGCCCGUGGCAGGUGGGAGUGAUGACGGGCCCAAAGAUGGCAGUUUUGGGUGAAGCAGUUCGCUUAGUGGGAGCUGGAACCACUGCAGUGUUUGAGUUCAGUGCCCUUGGAUUCAGCCGUGAUGACAUUGAUAUUCAGAUAAUAAGUCCAUCUAAACGGCCAGUAACAGCCCGUCUGGUGGAAGAGAAAGGUGGAGAAUUUCGAGUGGAAUUUACACCAACAGAAGUUGGUAGCCACUUAGUGGAGGUGUCAGUUGCUGGCCAGAAGCUUCCAGCUGGUCCGUUGGUAGCAAAAGUAUACAACAGUGCUCUCAUUCGAGUAACAGACGUUGGAAGCGGUGUGGUGGGGCAGCCGUGUCAGUUUAGAGUUGAUGCAAGUCAGGCAGGGGAGGGGCAGCUCGAGAUCUCAAUCAAUGAAGGAGAGGUGCCAAAUCAUGUUCAGGUUGUAGGAGGUGGCAGAUGUUUAGUCAGCUUUACCCCAGAACAGACUAAACCCCAUCUCAUUGAUAUAAAGUUCAAUGGAGAAACUGUUACAGGUUGUCCAUUUGUGUGUUCUGUUUCUGACACAAGUCGAGUGUCUCUGACAUUGAGGAACCUUGAGCUAAUCCCUGUGAAUGAAAUAGCUCGCUUCCACAUGGGAGUUGAUGGAAGUGGUAGUGCUGAACUAGCAGUUUCUGUUAGGGGUCCAACCACAGAACUUCCAGUUAAGGUGACAGGCAACAUUCACAGUGGGUUCACAGCUGAGUUCACACCACGAGAUGUUGGAGCACACUCCAUUACUGUUGAGUACAAUGGUCAUCCCGUCAGUGGCACACCAUUUGUAGCUAAAGCGUAUGAUGCAAAGAGAGUGUUUGUAGGGCCUCUGCCAAAGGGAUCAGUUGGAAAAACACUGCAAUUUAUGGUUGAUGCAAGCCAGGCUGGUGAAGGCAAUUUAGAAAUUACUAUUAGUGCUCGAGGGCAUAAUAUACCUACACAAGUACAUCCUCAAGGAAAUGCUCGGUUUGCUGUUAGUUUUGUGCCUAUUGAAUCUACUGAUCAUGUUAUUAGCAUAAACUUCAACAAAGAAAGUGUACCAGGCUCUCCCUUCCUGGCACGUGUCCAAGGGGAUUCUCCACAUCAGAUCUUAGUUAGUGGACCAUCAUUGUCAUCAGCAGCAGUUGGCAAAACAUCCUUUUUCACUGUCAGUAAUGUGGCAGGAAGUGUUGAAGACAUAGAAGUCAAUGUGGAGGGCCCAAAUGGACAAUCAGUUCCUGCCCAAGUUAAAGACACGGGCUCGCAGACAUUCCAAGUUGAGUUCUCACCUCGGGUAGCUGGUGAGCACCGUAUUGCAGUGGCUUACCGCAAGGUUGCCAUAGCUGGGUCACCCUUCUCCUGUAAGGUGUAUGAUGUGAAAGCAAUCAAAGUCAAGGACGUUGCUGAAGGCAUUGUGGCCAAACCAAUUACAUUCAUUGUCGAAACAAGUCAAGCAGGCCCAGGUAAUCUAGAAGUGACUGUAAAUGGUGGACGAGUGCCUACAUCAGCACAAGCGCAGGGCCCACACACAUAUGCCAUUUCAUUCACCCCAAGGGAAGCCAUUGCACAUACUGUAGACCUGCGCUUCAAUGGUGAAGAUGUUCCAGGAAGUCCUUUCACAUGUCAGGUAUCAGAGGCUGCUCGAGUUGUGAUCUCAGGUGAUGGGCUGGAGAAAGUUGCAGUAAACAGGGCAGCUAUGUUCUGUGUGGAAGCAGAUCCUUCCCUUGGCCGACCUGAUGUUCAAGUUCUGAGUCCGUCUCGACGUCCACUGACUGUGGAUGUAGGUGUUCAGACAGCGGGCGGAUACAUAGUGCACUUCACACCUACAGAUGUUGGUGAUCACAGUGUGGAAGUGAAACUGGCUGGAGUUCAUAUUGAAGGCAGCCCAUUCCUCAUCAAGGCAUAUGAUGCUGCUAAAGUCAAGGUCACAGAUAUUAAUUCUGGAGUUGUUGGAAAACCAGUUUUCUUUAGCAUCAAUGCCAGCCAGGCAGGUGCAGGGAAUUUGGAGAUCAUUGUAUCAGUGAGUGGUCAUAAUGUGCCAAAUUAUGUGCAGUCUGAAGGGAAUGCAAAAUUCCGGGUGAAUUUCAAACCUCAAGAAGCAGCACCACAUAGUCUGAGUGUUCGCUUUAAUGGAGAACCUGUCCCAGGUUCUCCAUUCAUGUGUAAAGUUCUUGAUGCAAGUCAAAUAUUAGUAUCUGGAUCAGCUUUGAAAAUGUCACCAUUAGGACAAGCUGCAGUUGUUGUGGUAGAUCCCCAGAUGUCUGCAGGUGACCUUGGAUCUUGUGAUGUCACUGUGACUUCUCCAUCAGGUCAUUCCAUUCCAGUCAGGUUAACUAAGAGUGACAAGUUUACAGCAGAGUUCAUGCCAUCUGAAGUGGGUCGACACAGUGUUGCCGUUAUACUGGAUGGUGAACCAGUUAAAGGCAGUCCAUUUGCGUGCAACAUUUAUGACGUCAGUAAAGUCAAAAUCACAGGACUUGGUCCUUCUAAGGUUGGCAAACCUGCAACAUUCACGGUAGAUGCUUCAGAAGCAGGUGAAGGGACAUUGGAACUGGUUGUGAGCACAGACAAGACAACAGUGAAGGCAGAAGUAGUUGCCUGUUCCAGAGGUCUAUAUGAUGUUACCUUUGUUCCUCAUGAACCAGUACCUCAUUUUGUAAAUAUUUCAUUCAAUGAGGAGGAUGUUCCAGGUAGUCCAUUUAAAUGUGAAGUUCUAGAACUGGGAGUAAAAGAAAUGCGACAUAUGCAUCGUAAAGAGUCCCGUAUGGUUACAGUUCGUGGAGAAGGUUUGAAAGAUGUGGUUGUAGGAUCCACUGCUUAUUUUGACGUGGAUCCCAAAGGCAUGGAUGGUCGCAUAGAUAUGGAAGUUACGGGUCCUCAUGGUUCCCAUGUUCCAUGCUAUGUAAAGAAACUAGCAUCAGGCUUGUAUCGAGCAGAAUACAGACCUCAACAGGUUGGACUUCAUAGUAUUAUAGUGUUCCAUCAGGAACAGCCAAUCAGUAAGCAGCCCUUCACUGUAGAAGUGUUUGAUCCUCGGCAAGUCAAAAUUGUUGAAAUGGAAGAAGCAUUUUGUCAUCGCGCUGCAAGUUUCAAAGUGGAUGUGUCAGGAGCAGGACGAGGAGUGCUGUCAGCAAGUGUGAGGGCUGCUGGACAGGAAGUCAAACAUGCUGUACAUGAAUUGGAUGCAGGACAGUACCAAGUGGUCUAUCAUCCUAAGCUUGCUGUUCCACACAGAAUUGAUCUCAAAUAUAAUGGCUUACAUACAGCAGGGUGUCCAUUUGAAGUGUCUGUGAAGAAUCCAGCAGUUGGACAAGAUGUCAUAGCCACAGGACUUGGUCUGUACCAAUCACGUGCAGGGAAAGUAACAAGCUUUGUCAUUGAGACAUUGGGUCACCCAACAAAAGAGUUUGAUGUGGUUAUUACAGGUCCUCAGGGCUCUGCUGUGCCUGUAAGGUGCUAUCAGCAGAAAGAUGGAAACUUGUUGGCUGAAUUUACAGCUCACACUGCAGGAACAUACAAAAUUGAUGUGACACAAGGUUCGAGGGCUGUUCGUGGUUCUCCAUAUUACUGCCAAGUUUUUGAUGCAUCCAAAGUGAAGAUAGAAGAUGUGGGGUCAAAAUCAGUUGCUGUUAAUGAGAAGAUUGCCUUCAGGCUUCAGCGCAGAGAAGCUGGGUUUGCUGAGUUGGAUGUAACAGUGACUAGUCCUUUGGGCCAAGAUUUACCCCUCGAAGUUAAGAGCUGUGGAAACGACAAGGACUGUGACUUAAUUGAGUUCUGCCCAAGUUUACCUGGAAAUUACCGCUUCAAAAUGACAUAUGGAGGAGAAGAGAUUUUGGGUUCACCAUUAACAUUUACUGUUGAAGAUUCAGGGGUAGCGAAUGCAAGUGGUGAUGGCUUAUUUUGUGGCCAAGUAGGAAGUCCUAGUACCUUCAAGGUUGUGGGACCUGGUCUACCAGGGAAGCCGACUGUUCAUGUGGAUGGACCAGACCAUGUGGCUACCUGUAGCAUAGAAAGAGAGGCUGAUGGAAUAUAUGUAGUCACUUACACUCCUUUGGAAGUUGGGGUUUAUGAUGUCAGGGUAGACUGGGAUGACAGCCCUAUACCAGGAUCCCCAUUCCAUCCGAAGAUUGUAGACCCACUUAAGGUGCGGGUUAUAGGAGGUUGGGAAUCAUUCACAGACUCAGAAGGUCGAUUAGAGCUGGCAGUUCAUAACACUAAGAAGAUCAGUUUUGACACUUCAGAAGCUGGUCCAGGCCAGCUGACUGCAGAAUGUCGUGGUCCUUCUGGAAACUCUGUGCCCAUUGCUGUUGAACCAACCUCAGGAUCACGAGUGCGUUUGUUACUGACUCCACGAACCUCAGGAGAGCACUUGAUAUAUCUUCAAUAUGGUGGCUUUCCUCUCCCUCGUUCUCCACUUCUGGGACUUGCAGAUGGAGGCUUGGGGGCUUCCAGUGGCCCAGUACGAGUUGUACUGACCGGAAGAGGACUUGCAGGAGCAAGAUGCCAUGAAGAGGCAGAAUUUACCAUUGACGGAUCACAAGCUGGACCAGGUUUGCCAGAAGUAACUUUAACGGGCAUGAAAACUGACAUUAAAGUUCAGUUGCAGAACCUGGGUAACAGUACAUACCGAGCCACCUACACACCAACCAUACCAGGAGCUUAUCUUUUGAAUGUAAUGUGGUCAGAUAGGCAAGUGAAGGGCUGCCCCCUGAAAGUUGCAGUAACAGCAGUAGCUGAUGCAGGCAGAGUUGUUUGCUCUGGGGAUGGACUUCGUGUUGGUACAGUAGGCAAGGAAAUACGAAGCUUCAUUGAUACAAGACGUGCUGGCCCAGGUGAGCUGACAGCCCAUUGUGUUGGGCCACACAAAGUGGCAUACUGUGAACUCUACGAUCAUGGUGAUGGCACUUUUACUCUCAAUGUAAAACCACAAGAAGCAGGACGGCAUGCUCUUACAAUCAAAUAUGAUGGUGACCAUGUGCCAGGCAGCCCAUUUUCGUUACGUGUUGCUGGAGCUCCAGAUCCAAGUAAAGUGCGAGUGUAUGGGCCAGGUAUAGAACAUGGAGUUUUGGCCACAUUCCAGUCUCGUUUCAUCUGUGACACUCGCGGUGCUGGAGCAGGACAACUCACUGUCAGGAUCAGGGGACCUAAAGGUGCAUUUAGAGUGGAGAUGCAACGUGAAAGUCAGAAGGAUCGCACUAUUCUUUGCAAGUUUGAUCCAACUGAGCCAGGUGAUUACCGAGUAGAGGUGAAGUGGGCUGGAGAAUUGGUUCCUGGCUCACCGUUCAUUGUUAUGAUCUUUGAUACUCAAGAAGAGCUGAACAGAUUCCUGCAGGGUAGCCAUUCUCCAGGAUCAGAACUGUAUGGCAGUGUAGGGUAUUCUACAGGAUAUGCUCAUAUGAACUUUGGUGGUGCUCAACAGUCAUGGAGAGGUUCACAACCUCAACUGUAAAUGCAGGCUUUAUCUUACCUUGCAUGAAAGGUUUACUCCCAACUAGCAGAGAAAAUGUAAAGACAUCACUUCCUUUUUUCACGAUGCAGCAUUUUACAAAAACCAUGUCGUAUGACAGGUUUUCUUAAGCCCCUCCCCCCAUUACAUUCAUGUUUAUAUUUUCAGACCAUCGACCCACAUAAGAGCAAACAACGAAUGUUUCUACUUGUGUUACAUUUAGGAUCUGUGCGAAGUAGUAUGGUAAACAAUUUUUGAAUUGUACUAAACUCCACAUAUCACCAAAACUUGGUAUGUGAUACCAGUGAAUAAGAUUUAUUUACAUAUUGCUACCAUUGGUUCCAUAUAUCAAAUUUCUAGAUUUUAUAUGAAAGUAUCCAACUUACUGUUAUCCCUAAUAAAAGGUUCUUAUGUAUGCCACAUGUAUAAAGCACAUAUAAGCUUGUGUCCAUAAUCGGGAAUUAGUUUGUUUUAAAGUUGUCCAGUAUGUAUUACUUUUUGCAUAUUCUCUUUGUAUUUGUUCACUGGUACAUCACACUCAAGACAUACCAUCAUUUAACACUGAAGAUAUAACAGCAGUUGAGAAGAGAUUAUCAGCAUUCCCCCCUGUUGUUUUGUACAGGCUAUGACUACACACAUAAUGACUUAAUAUUUGGGAUAACAUUUUAUAUGCAGUGCAAUUUUUGUAUAUUACACUGUAAAGUACUUCCUCUGUUCAAAUUGCCAUUGUUAUAAAAUAAAAGAGGUGUUGGUUUUCAA
Cryptotermes secundus is the source of this 9810-nucleotide messenger RNA. RefSeq names its product filamin-C (gene jbug). Gene Ontology annotation, biological process: actin cytoskeleton organization. The coding region runs from base 124 to 9054 and encodes 2976 amino acids. The record is from RefSeq and is a predicted model, not a curated record. Gene Ontology annotation, molecular function: actin filament binding. The transcript is spliced from 49 exons. NCBI's taxonomy places the organism in Eukaryota, Metazoa, Arthropoda, Insecta, Blattodea, Kalotermitidae.